Camelina sativa (false flax) is the source of this 1060-nucleotide messenger RNA. RefSeq lists its product as uncharacterized. NCBI's taxonomy places the organism in Eukaryota, Viridiplantae, Streptophyta, Magnoliopsida, Brassicales, Brassicaceae. The record is from RefSeq and is a predicted model, not a curated record.
GUCUCUUUUCAUUUAAAAGCAUUAAAUAAAACUCUUAAUACACUCCACCGAACUUUCACUAAUUAUAUACUACUAGUUUAUAGUAUAACAAAAAAUCAUUUAUAGUAUAAGUUUUUAUAUUAAAAAAUCAUCGAUAAAAAGAAGAACACUCCUCCUUUGAACGUGCUUCUUCUUAUUUCUUUCCCACUCCUCUUUGGCUCUCUCUCAUCUUCUUCUUCCUCUUUUACCUUUUUUGUGCAUAUUAUUCUCACACACAAAACUAAGUUUCUAAAUCCGAUCUCUUACAAUGGAAACAAACCAGUUACACACUUUGUCUACACUUGUUGUUGUUGUUGUUAUGCUGCUAGUGUCAGUAACACCGACAGUGACAUCUAAAGACGAGGUUGUUUCUUGUACAAUGUGCUCUUCAUGCGACAAUCCUUGUAGUCCAGUCCAAUCAACUCCUCCUCCGCCUUCUCCUCCACCACCGUCAACUCCCACAACCGCCGCAUGUCCUCCGCCUCCUUCUCCUCCUAGUCCUAGCUCCGGCGGCAGUAGCGGUGGCGGUAGCUCGUACUAUUACCCUCCUCCUUCUUCUGGCGGCAAAUACCCUCCACCGUACGGUGACGGUGGUCAAGGCUAUUACUAUCCUCCGCCUUACUCAGGAAACUACCCUACGCCGCCUCCACCGAACCCGAUCGUCCCUUACUUCCCGUUUUACUAUCAUACUCCACCACCAGGUUCAGGCUCAGAUCGGUUUACGAGUUCUUGUUCUAUUAUUUUUGCUCUUUUCGCUGUCUUCCUCUGUUUAGUGUGACGGAUAAAUAUAUUCGCCGGAAAAUUAAGAAGAAAACAUCGGAAAAAUGUGGCAAGAUCGGUAGAUCUACAAAAAUGUUUAGAUAUAUCUUUUGAUCAUGGAAAACCAAAUGAUGUUGGAUCAAAUCAUUAUCUUUUUACUUUUCUUCGAUCUGUUUUUAACUUUUUCUCUUCUUUCUUUUGUUGUUGACAAUUUGUAUUUAAUUGUUCUUGAUAAUAUUAACAUAUUCAGAAUUCAGAAAUAAAUAAUUGUUUACUUUUUAUA